AUCAGUUGAAUUAUAACCAUUUACAAAAUAACAACAACGAAACCAAAUAAGAAAAAUGUUCUCUAAAAUUAUCCUUGUUGCAAUCUUUGCCGUAUCAGCAGCUUUAGCUGGUGGACAUGGUGGAGAAUCAUACGCCAACACCAAUUUGUAUGCUUAUGGUGGUGGACACGGCGGAGAUGGGGGUCAUGGUGGACAUGAUGAUGGACAUGAUUACUAUGCUUAUCCAAAAUAUGACUUCAAAUAUGGCGUUGAAGACAAACACACUGGUGACAACAAAGAACAACACGAAGAACGUGAUGGAGAUGUUGUAAAAGGUUACUACACCCUCCACGAAGCCGAUGGAACCAUUAGGACCGUUCAUUACACCGCCGAUAAACACAAUGGUUUUAAUGCCCACGUUGUUAGAUCAGGACACGCUGCUCACCCCGCUGUUUAUGGACAUGGAGGACACGGUCAUGAUGGGCACCAUUAAGAAUCCUUUAUUUAAUUUUAGACAUUUUUAUGAUUUUUGUAUGAUGAUUCCUUG
Molecule: messenger RNA, 526 nt
Organism: Onthophagus taurus
Lineage: Eukaryota; Metazoa; Arthropoda; Insecta; Coleoptera; Scarabaeidae
Product: cuticle protein 19-like
Cellular component (GO): extracellular matrix
Source: RefSeq, a predicted model, not a curated record